AUGGCGUCAUCUUCCUCGGAUCCGCCUCUCGCUCCUUCUCCAGUCCCUCCAGAUCUGCUUUUCUUGUUUGGAUCUUCAGAUCUAUCUUCGACUUCGGUUCCCAUUUCGUCUCCUUCUUCUCCGGUCCCUCUCCCCAAUCACUCUGAGACCCAAUCUCAAAUUCAUCCUCCAUCAUCAGACAAUCCUCAGUCUUGGGUUUCCCUAUUCAAGUCCGCCUCUCCAAAUCUUAUGAAAAUUGCUUCUCCAGUCCUAGACGAGGACGGAACUCCGACAGUCCGGGCACCAGACUCGAUUACCUUGGGUUCUUCUCAGAUCUGGAAGGAUUAUCUUAUAGCUUAUUUUCAUGGAACUCCUCCCUAUCCAGCUAAGAUCUUUGCAGAUCUGGACCCAAUCUGGGGAACCAAAGGAAGAAUAUCAGUUAAGAAACAUUCAUCACGAAUUUGCUUCAUUCACAUUCCCUCGGAAGAGAUUCGUAAGUGGGCAUUGGAAGUAGGAUUUUGGCAUUCUGGUAAUUUUUCUUUCACCCUAGCUCCGUGGACACCAGACGCAAAAUUAGUUCCGAUGAAAUUGACUCACGCCCCAGUGUGGGUCCUCUUCAAAAACAUCCCACCGGAGCUUUGGUCGUUCGUAGGGUUCAGUACAAUAGCUUCAGGUGUGGGUUUUCCGGUUCACUCUGAAUUUCCAAAGCUCUCCCCAUAUACCAAUGGAAUCUCGAAGCUGAAGGUAGUGAUUGAUCUCUAUAAGAAGCGUCCUCCGUUCGUGCGGAUCUCAGACAGAUUAGGAGCUACAGUCUUGAUCGAAGCGCUCUACCCGAAACUUCCUCCCAAGUGUAGUCUCUGUAAUGAGUUUGGGCAUCUUCGCCUCCGCUGCCCGGAAUCUCUAGCUCACCCUCUCCAGAUUCCCCCUGUCGUUGCAAAUCCUCCCGCAGCGAUUACUCAGGACCCUUUUCAGAAUCUGCAAAAAUCACAUUCUCAGUUGAAUCCCCGGACAGAGGAGAGUGGGCUUCGUCAACAACACAACCAUAAACAAGGAUCUUCUAGUCUACCGUCCUCGCCUUCGUUUUCAAAGGAAAAUACAAAUUCUGUCAACUCUUACAGAGUCGUGAGGCGCUCUAGACCUCGGUCGGCUUCUCCUUCCUUGGCCUCAAAAACCAUCUCCAUUAAACCUGUGACCACGGCUGAAUUUGAGGAAGAAUAA
Microthlaspi erraticum is the source of this 1197-nucleotide messenger RNA. The record is from the annotation of a GenBank genome assembly. Lineage: Eukaryota; Viridiplantae; Streptophyta; Magnoliopsida; Brassicales; Brassicaceae.